Molecule: messenger RNA, 723 nt
Organism: Trichoderma aggressivum f. europaeum
Lineage: Eukaryota; Fungi; Ascomycota; Sordariomycetes; Hypocreales; Hypocreaceae
Exons: 1
Coding region: 1-723 (240 amino acids)
Biological process (GO): regulation of DNA-templated transcription
Source: RefSeq, a predicted model, not a curated record
AUGGCUGUUACUCAUGUAGGCGUCCUUGCCUAUGCCUUUCAAAUUGUGGACAGUGCAGGUCCCGCCGAUCUCCUCUCCUCCGCCAACAAGUCCGCUUUCCAAGCUGUCAAAGAAUAUGGACCGAUUGAUGAAAAGAUUAUAUCUCGCGCACCCCAAUUUGUUUUCCAUUACAUCGGUGUCACCAGAGAUCCAGUCCUCCUUGGGUCGAGCCAGAUGGUAAUCAUGCCUACAACAACCGUCGAUGAAUGCCCAGAACUUGACAUUCUGCUUGUCCCUGGGCCGUACCUCAGCAACUUUGAACUACAUCCGAAGCAUGCUGAACUCAUCCGCAAACAUGUGUCAGCCGAUAAGAUGCUGUGGACUACUUGCACGGGAGCUAGUGUCGCGGCAUCAACAGGUGUUUUAGACGGCAAAAAAGCAACAGUUAAUAAUGUCGAAUACGCUUGGGUACGUAAGCGUUGGCCCAAGGUCAACUGGACUAGAGAGAAGAAGUGGAUUGUUGACGGAAACAUUUGGACCGGUUCGGGUGCAUUUGCUGGAGUAGACAUGGUUGCACAUUGGCUCAAGGAAAAUUAUGGGCUGGAUGUGCUCAUUCAAGCUAGCAACAACCUUGACUAUGAGGCCAGAGAUGAUGAUGGUCUAUUUACGGUUUUCCCUCAGAGAUUCGAUUCACAGGGAAAUAAAGUAGGUACGCAUGAAUUCCUGUACUACGAUGAGGAAUAG